Messenger RNA from Adineta ricciae, 1119 nucleotides. The record is from the annotation of a GenBank genome assembly. NCBI's taxonomy places the organism in Eukaryota, Metazoa, Rotifera, Eurotatoria, Adinetida, Adinetidae.
AUGGAUCUUGCGUCAUUGAAAGCUGAGAUUGAACGUAAGCGGAAAAAUGUCGAAUCGAUGAAUGUUUUACUACCGGAGAAGAAAUGUUUUCGUCGUGGUGAUCUGGAAGCGAAACACGAAGAAGCCUAUUGGAAAAACUAUCAAUCGAAAUGCGCUGAUCAAUCGAAUGCAGCAUCAUCGUCAACUAACAAUGCGACUUCGGAAGAAUCAGCUACAACAGCGAACGAACAUUUUACAUUACCUCCAAGAGUAGAUGUUAUAAAGAAAUUACGUGAACGAAAUCAACCGAUUCGACUCUUCGGCGAAUCGGAUAUCGAUUCGUACCGACGAUUGAGAUUGCUCGAAACAACUGAGCCUGAAUUGAAAGGUCAACGCAAUGAUUUCAAGACUGCUAUGGAUAAAAUCGAUCGUGAAUAUUUGGCUCAUAUUCUCAAUGCAGAUAAUCCGUCAGCAUUAGAAGAUAGCAGCAAAGAAAUCGAUGAAGACAAAGACAUGGGCCCGCCGCUUCCAAAUCAAACCGAAGAAACGAAAGAAGAUAGUGGAUACGACCUACCGGACAUCAUUGAACAGAUCAAAACGACACGGAAAGGCAACCGAGCUUACGAUUGUCAAGUUGUGUUGAAUUAUUUCAAAUUCAUCCUGAAAAAAUGGUCGCACGAAUUAAGCGAACGAGACAUAGAUGAGAAGAAGUCUGUACAAGGAAAAAUCGAAACAGCGCUGCAUUCUCAAACAUGUGCAUACAUGAAACCACUGUUUCGCAAGUUGAAAUCCAAUGCUUUGCAAGAUGAUAUAUUAGAAUCAUUGAUCAAUGUGGUCAAUUGUGUUUUGAAGAGAAACUAUAUUCGAGCGAAUGAGUUUUUCUUAGAAAUGGCUAUUGGCAAUGCUCCAUGGCCGCUCGGUGCUACUAUGGUUGGUAUUCAUCCACGUCCAGGUCGGGAGAAAAUUGCAUCGAAACAUGUGGCUCACGUUCUCAACGAUGAAACUCAACGGAAAUAUAUUCAAGCUGUCAAACGUCUUGUCAGCAAAGCACAAAAGCUCUAUCCGAACGAUCCUUCAAGAUGUGUCGAUUAUGGGCAACGUAAUGAUAAUGUAACGAUCAUUCCUACUGGACAUACUUAG